This is a messenger RNA of Habropoda laboriosa, 2911 nucleotides long. It is a transcript of the gene pug, whose product is annotated as C-1-tetrahydrofolate synthase, cytoplasmic. Gene Ontology annotation, molecular function: methenyltetrahydrofolate cyclohydrolase activity; ATP binding; methylenetetrahydrofolate dehydrogenase (NADP+) activity. Gene Ontology annotation, cellular component: cytosol. The transcript has 13 exons. The record is from RefSeq and is a predicted model, not a curated record. Lineage: Eukaryota; Metazoa; Arthropoda; Insecta; Hymenoptera; Apidae. Gene Ontology annotation, biological process: tetrahydrofolate interconversion. Bases 50 to 2905 code for a protein of 951 amino acids.
AUGUCAAUGAAUCAUUAGUUCCCGCCGAAUCGUCGUCUUAGUUUGUCAUAUGACACGAUUACUGCAAGUUUCCAAAUUUUUCCGUAGAGUUAUGACGACAGACGUACGAGGAGUUGUGCUAUCCGGCACCGAUUUGGCGCAGGAAAUUCGCGAAAACCUAAAAAAAGAUGUGAAAAGACUGAAAGACAAACUACCAAAUUAUGUACCUGGCUUAGCAAUUGUUCAAGUAGGCGGCAGAGAAGAUUCAAAUGUUUACAUUAGGAUGAAAAUAAAAGCGGCAAAUGACAUUGGAAUCGCUGCGGAACACGUCAAAUUGCCAAACACCACAACGGAAAUAGAAUUGAUAAAUAAAGUAAAUAAAUUAAACAAUGAUCCAAAUAUACACGGAAUUAUCGUACAAAUGCCUCUUGACUCUGUCAAUCAAAUCAAUUCCCAUAUAAUUACUGAUUUAGUGUCACCCGAAAAAGAUGUGGAUGGAUUAAACACAAUCAAUGAAGGCAAAGUGGCUGUUGGCGAUAUGUCAGGAUUUUUACCAUGUACUCCAAACGGAUGUAUCGAACUUAUCAAGAAGAGCGGAGUACCAAUCGCUGGUGCUCAGGCUGUAGUUUUAGGUAGAAGUAAAAUCGUUGGUACACCUAUAUCCGAACUAUUAAAAUGGCACAAUGCAACAGUAACGGUAUGCCAUUCGAAAACACGGAAUCUUCCACAAGUUGUUUCGCAGGCCGACAUCUUAGUUGUUGCCAUUGGUCAACCCCAGAUGGUCAAGGGAAGCUGGAUUAAACCAGGCGCAGUGGUAAUCGAUUGCGGAAUCAAUUCUAUUCCAGAUCCAACAAAGAAUAUCGGAAAACGUUUGGUAGGCGAUGUAGAUUAUGCAGAAGCUGUUAAAGUAUCUUCGUACAUUACACCUGUGCCUAAAGGCGUUGGUCCAAUGACUGUAGCUAUGCUGAUGAAAAAUACAGUGAUAUCUGCUCAAAAGGUAGCAGAAAAAAUGUUAAACAGUGAAUGGAAAUUAAGACCUCUGAAGGUCAAUAUACAAAAACCGGUACCUAGCGACAUAAUGAUUUCAAGGAAUCAAGAACCAAAACCAAUCACAAGUGUAGCAGAAGAAAUUGGUUUACUCCCCAGUGAAAUCAGUCCUUAUGGAAGUAAAAAAGCGAAAAUUAGCUUGAACGUUCUAACACGUUUAAAAUACCAACUAAAUGGAAAACUCGUAGUCGUCGCCGGUAUCACACCAACACCUUUUGGCGAAGGCAAAAGUACUACAUCCUUAGGUUUAGUACAAGCCUUAACAGCACACAGAAAAAAGAAUUCAUUUGUUAAUUUACGGCAACCCAGUCAAGGACCUACCUUUGGAGUAAAAGGAGGAGCUGCGGGUGGAGGGUACUCGCAGGUUAUUCCUAUGGAAGAAUUUAAUUUGCAUUUAACUGGUGAUAUUCACGCUGUAUCGGCAGCCAAUAAUCUGUUAGCAGCACAAAUUGAUGCCCGAUAUUUCCACGAAUCUACUCAGUCUGAUCAGGCUCUUUACGAUCGCCUUGUGCCAACUAUUAAAGGAGAAAGGAAAUUUUCUAAAAUACAAUUAAGACGUUUAGAAAAACUAGGUAUCCUAAAAACUGAUCCCAAUAGUUUAACGGAAGAAGAGAAGAAAAAAUUCGCAAGACUAGAUAUCGAUCCGGAAAACAUCACUUGGACUCGAGUGGUCGAUAUAAACGAUCGAUUUUUGCGUAAAAUUACCAUUGGUCAAAGUCCAACCGAAAAAGGUAAAACGCGAGAAACGUCGUUUUGUAUUUCUGUGGGUUCAGAAAUAAUGGCAAUACUUGCACUAUCCACCAGCGUUGAUAAUAUGAAGCAAAGGCUCGGCAAUAUAGUAGUAGCUUUCAAUAAAAAUGGAGAACCCCUAACUGCUGAUGAUUUCGGUGUGACAGGAGCACUAGUAAUUUUGCUAAAAGAUGCCAUUGAACCAACGCUUAUGCAGUCGUUGGAAGGAACACCAGUAAUGGUUCAUACUGGACCAUUUGCAAAUAUCGCGCAUGGUUGUUCCUCCAUCAUAGCAGAUACUAUUGCAUUAAAAUUAGUUGGACCAGAAGGUAUAGUAGUAACUGAAGCUGGAUUUGGUUCUGAUAUCGGUAUGGAGAAAUUCUUCGAUAUUAAAUGUCGAACAUCUGGCCACAUACCAAACGCUGUUGUGUUGGUUGCAACUGUUAAAGCGUUGAAAAUGCACGGUGGAGGACCUCCAGUAACGACUGGUGCUCCAUUGAAAAAUGAAUAUCUCGAGGAAAAUCUUGAUUUAGUUAGAAAAGGUCUUCCAAAUCUACAGAAGCACAUCAGUAACGGAAUUAAGUUUGGCGUUCCAGUUAUCGUUGCAGUUAACGUUCAUGCGACUGAUACACAAGCUGAAUUGGAGUUAGUAAAACAAGCUGCAAUAGAAAGUGGUGCGACCGAUGCAGUUAUAUGCAAUCAUUGGGCAGCGGGUGGUGCUGGUGCUACAGAACUUGCAGAUGCAGUUAUAACUGCUACAAAUAAACUUAGUAAUUUCAAAGUAUUAUAUGAUCUUAAUAUUGGUAUCGAAGAAAAAAUAAACAUUAUUGCAAAAGAAAUAUAUGGAGCUGGACAAGUCGUUCUUGCAGAUAAAGUUCUAAAGAAAAUCGAAAAGUAUAGUAAAUUAGGAUAUGACAAAUUGCCACUUUGCAUGGCAAAAACAUCAAACUCUUUAACGGGUGAUCCAUCGAUUAAAGGUGCGCCUACAGGUUUCACGCUCGAUAUUACAGAUAUAUUUGUAUCUGUGGGAGCAGGUUUUAUAGUACCUAUGGUAGGAGAGAUAAUGAUGAUGCCAGGCCUCUCUACAAGACCAAGCAUUUAUGAUAUGGACUGGAACAGCGAAACAGACGAAAUAGAAGGCUUAUUUUAAAUAUAU